UUUAGAGCUCCGAGUGGAUCACCGGCAGAAGAACUCACACACAAACACACCGGAGGGAUUACCGGGAUCUGUACUUGGAGGAUGUGUGGCAUGGACGUGGACUUGGACGAUGGCGGCUCAGGCGAGGAGGAGAAAGAGGAGGAGUUCUGGAUCGGGGAGGGAGUGAAGAUGCUGCCCCCUCCCGUGGCCCACAGUGAGGGCAGUGCGUGGGGCAGCCGCAGGGGCAGGUUUGGCUGCGUGGCCUGCGGGGCAGCUCUCAUCCUCUGGGACCUGUGUGUCAUCCUCGCCAGUGCUUUGCUCCUGGCUCUGGUCUUCUCGGUGGUGCUGCUGCCCGCAGUGCUGCUGCUGUACGCUGGUUUCUUGUGCCACUCCAGGGUCCUUGACGCCCCCUCUGCCAUCUGCCGUUACCUUGACGACAACAGCUGCUCCGCCCUCAUCAUCCUGGGUUUCGUGAUGAUGUCGCCGCUCGUGGUUGUGGCCGCCGCCAUUUUCUGCGGGCUGCUGCGACGGUUUCGACUAAUGCUGCUCAUUCAGCCGAUCACGCGCGCCUGGUACCGAGGGCGGAUGCUGGACUGGGCGGGCAGCGUCCACGCUUGGGUCUGAUCAAGACGAAGCACGAGGCGCUGACAGUCGGGAUGUGAAAGUUGGAUUUGUUCAAAUUCAACCGGAGAGAUCGAAUUGGUAGACAAAAUAACAGAAACGCCUCACAAUGUAAUUCAUUCAAAAGUCUGAGAGUUGUUGACUCAACUAGCUUAGAUGCUACGUCUUAAAGACGGAGUCUGGCCUUUCGGCAAAUAAUUUUUUCAGAUUCUUUCUGAGAGUUAGUUCAUAUGAUAAGUAUAUAUAUAUAUAUAUAUAUGUAUACAUAACUUCAGUUAGUGUAACAAUCUCUGCUGACGGCCUGGCAACCACAAAGUGUGCACAAGAUACCAGGUUGUCAGUUGCCUUGGUCCAGUCCGCUGAGUCUGCCCAUGUUGACCGCUUCGUCCGUCAUUGUGACACGAAACAGCGGUUUCUCGAUUAAAAACCAAGCCAACACUGUGGUUUGUUGUUCCUUUGCCUCAUGUUCACACAUCAGUGUUGACUCUCAGGUGGAUCCAUUGGUUUCAGGCAGGUAGUCAGUGCUGUUGUCAAGAACCUCCCCAUAAAACCUCAAUGUAUUGUUUUUGCCUUUGGGGUUGUGUUCAGAUUGAACCAAUAAGAUGUAACAUAUCACAAACUGGUUUAUCAUGGUCGUGUUCAAUUAGAGUUUGUGUAUAUAACUAAGCUGUUUGUGAUUUUGUUUUGCCUGUUUGCUAACUAUGUUGAUGUGAUUACAUGUGGGACUUUCUCUGAAAUAUUUUGAUGUGAAGUUCUUUGUGGUAAUGCAUUAGAAGUCUCGCAAAAAGUCAAAACAUAACUGCAAACAUUAGAUUUGUUGUGUUGAGUUGUUUCACUUAGUCCAGGAUGUUGGGCUCAAUUCCUCGGCACCAUUAAACACUCACAACAGGGUGAAUAAUGUAACUGGACUAAUAUCGUCUGUGAGAUGAAUUAUAUGGAUGAUAAUGUUUGUUUCACUGAUGUAGCAUCAUUGCCAGUCAUGUGUUGUGUGAGGGAGGGAAAUAAAUGAUACAUAUAUUUGUAAGAGGAUCUUUUCAUAUCACAUUGUGCCAUAAUAAAAAACAAACUGCAUUUUAAAAACAACUGAAGUUGACAGGACGACAAAGUAAUGCCUGUUCAGUGGAAGCCAUUUCUUAAAGUGAGAUGUGUAUCAUCAGACUGGGAGCUGAUUCAAAUUUAAAUCAAAUCAAAUUCAUCAGUGACACAUCCUUUUUAUCUGCGUGUCCGUGUUCCGUAAUUUAGUGUUCAGAAUUUAUGUUUAAUUUCUCAAAUGGAAGCCUUGAGUCACUGAGCAGCAGUUAUUGCGUCUACUCUGCCAGUGUUAUAUCAUCCUGAAAUGUCUGUGUGAACAUAUUUAUUUGUUACCACCAGUCCUGUUAUUGAUCCUACAUUGUAUAUCAAAUGUUUGUUAACAAAAAUGAUAACCUGUUAGUUUGAGUAUUUUUAAAGAACUAGGAAGAACAUUUUUCUUUUUUGUUGUUGCUAGUUCUAUGGUAAAUAUCACAAUGUUUUGGCAUUUUUUAUUGUUCAGCUUUUAAUUUUAGUGCCAUCAACAAAUCAACAUAAGAGGUUGUUAUAUUCAGACCUUACACCAAUAAAAAUAAUGCUUUUUUCUCAGUG
Pseudoliparis swirei is the source of this 2220-nucleotide messenger RNA. RefSeq names its product transmembrane protein 88 (gene tmem88bl). The transcript is spliced from 3 exons. Gene Ontology annotation, molecular function: PDZ domain binding. The record is from RefSeq and is a predicted model, not a curated record. Lineage: Eukaryota; Metazoa; Chordata; Actinopteri; Perciformes; Liparidae. Bases 82 to 603 code for a protein of 173 amino acids. Gene Ontology annotation, cellular component: plasma membrane.